CUCGUGCAGACUCGCUGAGAGCUCAAGGUCGCUUUAUGCUGUCCGAGAAGCUCUUAGAGAAUCUUCAGCACUCCCGCUCUUGGGAGUCUCUCAGUGAAGCAAUGAAAGCCUGAGCUUGGUUUUUCUUGGAUAAGGCCCGAAUGUUCAUAUUCCCAGCAUCUACUGAUGAAUUAUUUGUGAAGUCCGUGGAAGAUCAUGUCUGGGGCUUGCAUUCCAAGAUUUGGCACUGUCGGGCCAAAUUUUAUCAGGGGGGAGACGCUGUCCAGAUGCACACCCGCUUAGAAGACCUUUUCCGGCAAUGUCCAAGUACUGGAGAUCUCGUUGACCACAGGGAUGCACUUGAGGGGCUUGCACAAAUAGCAUUUUGUGAAGGCAGGUUGUCCGAUGCAAUGGAUAACCUGCAGACGCUCGUGGGGAUUUUCGAUGGACAACAUUCGGAUGGCGUCCUUUGGUGUACCGUGCGAAAGGCUGUUGUUGCGAGCAAGCAAGGGAAUUGUGACCUUGCGAGGGAGCUCAUCCAGAAAGCAUCAGAGCCCUUCCAGUUCUUUUCACUGCGCAGUGCACGCACAUUCCUCCACCAAUCUUACGGCUCGGCAUGUAUUGAGCUCACCGCAGGCAAGUGCGACAGGGCUGAGACUUAUUUCACCACCACGAUCGAAGCCUGCGACAUGCAAGGCGAUCUGACGUUCAAGGCAUUCAGCAAGCGUGGACUGGGGGAGAUUGCAUUUGCGAGUAAUAACUUUGCUCUAGCUACCCUACACUUUGAAGAGGCAAGGUCUUUGUGCACUGAGAUGGGAGUGUCCCCUCAACAUUUGUAUAGUUGCUUGCUGUUGGAUACUUUACCGGACCAAUUCAAAGGAUGGGUGUUAUUCCUAAGGGGUAUGUCACCAUUUGCGAAUAAUACUACGUAG
Messenger RNA from Suillus subalutaceus, 911 nucleotides. RefSeq lists its product as uncharacterized. The transcript has a single exon. Lineage: Eukaryota; Fungi; Basidiomycota; Agaricomycetes; Boletales; Suillaceae. The record is from RefSeq and is a predicted model, not a curated record. Gene Ontology annotation, molecular function: protein binding. Bases 141 to 911 code for a protein of 256 amino acids.